Molecule: messenger RNA, 1542 nt
Organism: Dothidotthia symphoricarpi CBS 119687
Lineage: Eukaryota; Fungi; Ascomycota; Dothideomycetes; Pleosporales; Dothidotthiaceae
Product: glycoside hydrolase family 125 protein
Exons: 1
Coding region: 1-1542 (513 amino acids)
Biological process (GO): carbohydrate metabolic process
Source: RefSeq, a predicted model, not a curated record
AUGUACUUUGCCAGUCUACUCAGCAAGACCGUAGCUUUACCACUACUAGUCUCUGCACAAUGUCCCGAGUACAUCGACUAUGCAAACGAAGUUCAUGAGCCCUUGAGCUCUGGCAGGUACAAGCUUGCUAGCCAGCGUCCAUCUGAGGAAUGUCAAACGUUCAAAUCACAGGGUCUUGAGGAUACGCUUAUCCGUAUGGAAGGCGUCAUUAAAGAUCCUGAUAUGUAUCGCCUGUUCCAGAACGCAUAUCCAAACACUCUCGACACUGCUAUCAAGUGGAAAGGAUAUGCCGCAGACAACGCGGAGGAAGAGCUGACGUUCAUUAUCACUGGAGACAUUAACGCGAUGUGGCUGCGGGACUCUUCAAAUCAACUACAAAGUUACUUGCCACUCUUGAAUGCCAGUAGUGACCCCAACUCGAUCGCAAGUCUCUACCGCGGUGUCAUCAACCUGCAGGCACGGUAUCUUCUUACAUCGCCUUACUGCAAUUCCUUCCAACCACCCGUGGAAAGCGGCAUCGAACCAGCACCAAACGAAGCAGCCAGCGAGGACACAGUGUUUCCUACCUAUUCCAACAGCUCUGUGUUUGAAUGCAAAUAUGAGCUCGACUCACUCGGGGCCUUUUUGCAAAUAUCCGCCGACUAUUACAGAGCAACGGGCGACUACGAAUUCUUCGGAAAGUUCCAGUGGGCAUCAGCUGUUGAAGCAGUCUUGAAGGUCUCCCAAGACAUGAUGCGGCCCACCUAUGGAUCAGAGGGGGAGGUCCUGCAGAGCCCGUAUACAUUCGCUCGCCUCACUUCUCGCGCCACUGAGACCUUCGCAAACGAUGGACUCGGUAACCCGGUAGCAAACGGUACCGGCCUCAUCAGGAGUGGUUUCCGGCCGAGUGAUGACGCCACCAUCUUCCAGUUCUACGUCCCGGCCAACAUGAUGUUCAGCACCUACUUGGCAUCCACCUCGGAGAUUAUGGGCAAGUUGAGUACCGAAAACUCAGCAUCGCUGGCGCAGAGGAUGUCCGAUCUGUCGGACUCGUUGCGAAAUGCUAUCGAGACGCACGGGACCGUCAUUCACCCAACGUAUGGCAAGAUCUACGCGUUCGAACUGGACGGCUUUGGCUCCACGACAAUCAUGGAUGACGCAAACAUCCCAUCCCUUCUCUCUGCGCCCUUCCUCGGCUACCCCGUCAACGACGAGACAUAUGCGAACACGCGUUCUCUCAUCCUCAGCGCGGCGAAUUCUUACUUUAUGCGUGGGCCUGUAAUCAACGCCAUCGGUGGUCCACAUCUGGGACCAGGCAUGGCAUGGCCAAUGGCUUCUAUCAUGCGCAUACUGACGAGCGACAACGACGACGAGAUCAAGAACGAAUUGAGGCAGGUUGUGAGUAGCACCGACGGCCUUGGUCUGAUUCACGAGAGCGUCAAUAGCUUCAACCAGAGCGAUUGGACGAGACAAUGGUUUUCGUGGGCGAAUGGUCUGUUUGGACAGAUGAUUCUUGAUUUGGAGGAGAGGAAGCCGGAGAUUCUGGAGACGAGUUUCCAGUGA